Molecule: messenger RNA, 1680 nt
Organism: Erigeron canadensis
Lineage: Eukaryota; Viridiplantae; Streptophyta; Magnoliopsida; Asterales; Asteraceae
Product: metal tolerance protein 4
Exons: 7
Coding region: 257-1462 (401 amino acids)
Biological process (GO): monoatomic cation transport; transmembrane transport
Cellular component (GO): membrane
Molecular function (GO): manganese ion transmembrane transporter activity
Source: RefSeq, a predicted model, not a curated record
UACGUGGUGUAUCACAUGUACAUGUUUGUAUGUAUAUAUAUAAUUGGACUCUUAAAGGAUGGUUAAUUUGUGUGUUUGUUUCAAAAGAUCAAUAAUAUAUAUAUAUAUAUUCAUGACAAUGGUUUUGUGAUAUAUGUGCAUGGUUUUGUGAACAUAAGAUUUUUCUUAAAGAAAAAAGUUUUAUGGUAAUGCAAGUGGAUCAAGGUGUGUUUUCUUGAUAAAAAUUAGAUCUUUUAGUGUCAAGAUUGUAAAUCAAAUGGAUACAAAAACACCCUUGUUGUCAAGUGAGGGAGACUCUAAGCAUAUUAGAAGGAAUAGGCGUACAUCGGUUACUAGCUUGAGAGGUGAUUUCGUUUCGAAAUUGCCUGAAAAAGUCCGGUGUGUACUUGACCCUGAGGAGCCGUUCCAAGUUGAUCUUUCGAAAACUACUGGACUAAUAGAAGGGGAGAAAGAAUACUAUGAGAAGCAAUUUGCAGCUUUGAAAUCUUUUGAGGAAGUCGACUCUUUACAAUCAACCAAUGUUACGGAUAAUGAAGAGCAAGAAUUGAAAGAACAAGCUCAACACGAAAGAGCAAUUAAUGUGUCUAAUUGGGCAAACAUCUUUUUACUUGCACUUAAGAUUUAUGCAACAGUACAAAGUGGAUCCUUGGCAAUUGCAGCGUCGACACUGGACUCUUUGCUUGAUCUCAUGGCAGGAGGUAUUCUAUGGUUCACUCAUCGGUCGAUGAAAAGCAUUAACAUCUACAAAUACCCUAUUGGAAAACUGCGAGUGCAGCCUGUUGGCAUUAUCAUAUUUGCAGCAAUUAUGGCCACUCUUGGCUUUCAAGUGCUGAUACAGGCAGUGGAGCAGUUAAUAAGAAAUUCACCAUCUGAAAAGAUGACUGAUUUUCAGUUAAUUUGGUUGUAUGCAAUUAUGCUGACCGCUACUGGUGUAAAACUAGUACUUUAUAUAUACUGCAGAAGCUCUGGUAACAAGAUUGUCCGAGCUUAUGCCAAGGACCAUUAUUUUGAUGUGGUAACAAAUGUGGUUGGUUUAGUUGCUGCGGUACUUGGUGACGAGUUCUACUGGUGGAUUGAUCCUGCUGGUGCUAUACUUCUUGCUGUUUACACGAUUAGCAAUUGGUCUGGAACUGUCAUGGAAAAUGCAGUUUCACUAGUUGGGCAAACGGCACCUCCUGAUUUUCUACAGACACUUACUUAUCUAGUCCUAAGACACCAUCCUAAGAUCAGCAGAGUGGACACAGUUCGCGCAUACACAUUUGGUGUUCUCUAUUUUGUUGAGGUUGACAUAGAACUUCCUGAAGAUUUGCCACUGAAAGAAGCGCAUGGAAUCGGGGAAUCGCUGCAAAUCAAGAUAGAAGAGCUUCCAGAAGUGGAACGAGCAUUCGUUCAUCUUGAUUACGAGUGUGAUCACAAACCAGAGCAUUCUGUUCUUAGCAGACUUCCAAACAGUCAGCCUUGAAAACUUGGUCAUCUCUAGAGGUUUGUUUAAUGAAAAGGUCUAGUUUGUGGUAGUUUGAAUGGAGUUUAGGUGGUUUAAGUCUUUUGGACGAUAAAUGUUGAUGUGAGACUGUAAUCUUAUCUCAAAUGUAACAUCAACAUUGCAUCAACAUAUGUAAUGUGGUUUAUGAACAAGAUUACUUUGAAGAGAGUGAGUUCAAAUUCAGUUUAAGAAUUUAA